Messenger RNA from Solanum lycopersicum (tomato), 513 nucleotides. RefSeq lists its product as uncharacterized. The record is from RefSeq and is a predicted model, not a curated record. Lineage: Eukaryota; Viridiplantae; Streptophyta; Magnoliopsida; Solanales; Solanaceae.
AUGAAGAAUUAUCUUCAACUUAGGAGCUACUACUACUUGUUCUUUCUCUUACUGUUGUUCACAAUAUCUUUGCACUAUAGUAUUGGCAGUGCUGGAGAUGGACAAGAAGAAGAAGAAGAGCAGCAGAUUCAAGAACAACAACUUCAUAUUACGAGUAAGACUCCUAUUAUAGAGACUGUCAAGAAAAUGUUUUCUUUUCCUCAAACUUCAGCCAAUUACUGGAGCAGAUUCGAAUCACUAAUCAAACAAGGCAAGGCCUACUUCUCUCCUCCAACUCUAGAUUUCAGAGAUAGCCAGGAAGCACAGGCCAGGGCUGAAGGGGGAGCAGCACCAGGUGAAAAGGUGAAAGAAGCAGUACUGAAAAGCCUUGACAAGAGUAAAGCCGCCUUAGAAGAAUCGGCCAAAUCAGCAGCAAAAUUAGCUGGGGAAGCAGUGAGCAAGACUACAAAUAAGAUGAAAAGAACAUUUUCUUUUGGAGAUAGAGACCCUGGACACCAAGAGGAUGAGCUCUAA